Messenger RNA from Stegostoma tigrinum, 4204 nucleotides. It is a transcript of the gene ces2b, whose product is annotated as carboxylesterase 2b. The coding region runs from base 273 to 3521 and encodes 1082 amino acids. The transcript is spliced from 25 exons. The record is from RefSeq and is a predicted model, not a curated record. NCBI's taxonomy places the organism in Eukaryota, Metazoa, Chordata, Chondrichthyes, Orectolobiformes, Stegostomatidae.
GCAGUGACACUAUUUCAACAUUAACUUCUCUCUCGCCCACAAACUCCGGAUUCUCUCUGUCUCUGGCCCGGCUUCAGGGAACCGAGCAGGCUUGGGAGAGACACUCCCCCAGACUGGGACAAACACACGCCUACCGUCCCCGCCCUCUCCCUGCGGACUCUGCACCUUUGCCCCCCUGCCGGCUCCGGUGCACUUCUCCUGCCGACUCCGGGGAGAGUCCUGCAAAGCCCCUCGGCCCCGAGCCCGCACAGUCCCCGGCGACAUCGCAGCUGAUGGCGGCGAACAACCCCCAGCGUCUGCUCUGUGUCCUGGUCACCAUCGCAGCGCUCAGCUCGCCGGGCAACACCACAGAAGCCAAUGAGGAGCCUCCAGUCGUCGUAACAAAGUAUGGGAAGCUGGAGGGGAAGAAAGUGUCUGUGAAGGGGACUGCUAAACCCGUCUAUAACUACCUGGGCAUCCCUUUUGCGAAGCCACCGAUUGGACCCCUCAGGUUCACAGCCCCCCAGGCAGCAGAAGCAUGGACCGGGACCAGAGAGGCGACCAGUCAGCCUCCUGGAUGUCUACAAGAUGGAGCUGCAGCAGAGGCUCUGAAGGAAUUGAUCGCAUUCGAUUUUGUUCCCAGUAAAUCGAGUGAGGACUGUCUGUACCUGAAUGUGUACACACCUGUCGGACCAAAGGACAAGAAUAAGAGACUUCCUGUUAUGGUGUGGAUCCAUGGUGGUGGGUUCGUAAUAGGAAGCGCAUCCCUCUAUGACGGAACGUCACUUGCGGCUUAUGAGGACGUGGUGGUUGUGGCGAUCCAGUAUCGGCUGGGAAUGCUUGGGUUCCUCAGCACAGGGGAUGAGCAUCUGCCAGGAAACUGGGGCAUGUUCGAUCAAGUGGCAGCGUUGAAGUGGGUUCAGGAAAACAUUGAGAACUUUGGAGGUGACCCAGGCCUGGUGACCAUAUUUGGAGAAUCUGCUGGUGCAUUUAGUGUUUCAUUCCAUCUUGUUUCUCCUUUGUCCUCUGGUCUGUUUCACAGGGCAAUAUCAGAAAGUGGCACUGCUUUAAUCAAGCUUGGAAUGCAUCCUGAUCCGAAAUCAAUGGCUCUGAUUAUCGCCAAUGCCAGCGGCUGUGACACUGAUGAUUCCCGGGAAAUUGUUGAUUGUCUAAAGAAGCUGUCUGAAGAGGAAUUGUUGAACAUUACGAAACCUCCCCAAGCAAUUUUAUCUGUCGUGGUGGAUGGUGUCUUCUUGCGCGGAGAGGUAGGACAACUGCUUGAGGCAAAAGAGGUCAACUCGGUUCCAUACCUGUUGGGAGUCAACAAUCAAGAAUGUGGUUGGAUGUUAGCAAAGAUGUUGAACCCACCCGGUUGGGAGGAAGGAAUGGACCGGGAGACUGUGGAGUCUAUGCUUAGGAACAUGAGCCUGAUGAGUGAAGAUUUCCUGAAGCUGACCAUUGAUGAGUAUAUGGGUGAUGUACAAGACAAGGCCAGGAUCCGAGAUUUGCACCUUGAGCUGAUGGGCGAUGUAUUUAUGUUGGUGCCUACCGUCCAAUUUGCCAGAUUUCACCGAGAUGCUGGCAAUGCUGUCUUCCUGUAUGAGUUUCAGCACCGACCAAGUGUAUAUGGAAACAGCCGGCCUGACUUUGUCAUGUCUGAUCACAGUGACGAGCUUGGAUUUGUGUUUGGUGCUCCCUUUUGGAACAAUGAUAUUAAACUAUUAGGAAAUGCCACUGAAGAGGAGCUGGCUCUGAGCAGAACAGUGAUGUCUUACUGGGCUAACUUUGCAAGGAAAGGUGAUCCUAACGGGGAAGGGCUGGUAUUGUGGCCACGUUAUGAUCACAACGAAGGAUACAUGCAGCUGGACCUGAAGCAAGAGGCCGGGAGGAAGCUGAAGGAACACCGCGUGAAAUUCCAUGCCGAGCUGCAGAAGCAACAAAGCAGCAAGAAGAGAGUUAAUCACCUCCACCCUGUGGUCAGAAUUGAGGAUGGCUUCCUUCGGGGAGAACAGCAAGAGGUCGAAGGGACUCCCAGGGCGGUGUUUGGCUACAUCGGAAUACCAUUCGCAGCACCCCCUGUAGGGCCCCUGAGGUUUGCUCCUCCCAAGAAACCACAGCCGUGGACAGGGAUCCUCAAUGUAACAAGCCAUCCACCAAUGUGCCUGCAGAAACUCAGAAAACGUCUAGAGCCUUUCCCAGUGCCUGCCAGCGAGGACUGCUUGUAUCUCAGUGUCUAUACUCCAGUCCGUCCUUCACAGCAAAACAUCUCUCUGCCUGUUAUGGUCUGGAUCCAUGGAGGAGCCUUCAUUCUGGGCAAGAGUUCUUCCUUUAGUGGGGCAGCCCUGGCUGGUUUUGGCAAUGUCGUGGUGGUGAUAAUUCAGUACAGGAUCAGCGUGGCUGGCUUCCUCAGCACAGGAGAUGAAUAUGCUCGAGGGAACUUUGGGUUCCUGGACCAGUUGGCAGCCCUGCAGUGGGUACAGAAGAAUAUUCGUGAGUUUGGUGGGAACCAAGGAAUGGUGACACUGUUCGGACAGUCAGUUGGAUCACUCAGUGUCUCACUACAUAUGUUAUCUCCACUAUCCACUGGUUUAUUCCAUCAGGCGAUACUGGAAAGUGGGAGCUCUCUAAUGCCAGGAUUGGUGCCCCCAGUACCAACCCAGCUGGCUGACGAAGUCGCUCAGAUAGCAGGGUGUAACUGCACUCAGUCACAGCUGCUGCUGCGCUGCCUCAGUAUCAAGUCUAAAGAAGAGAUGGCUGAAAUCACCGUGAGACUGAAUGAAUUGUACCAGUUAAUUCCUGCUCUCAUUGUGGAUGGAUAUUUCCUUCCUGAUAAUCCCUGGAAGAUGUUCCAGAACAGACAGUUUCAGCAAAUCCCGAUCCUGGUUGGAGUGACAACAGAGGAACUGAUAGGGAGCCUUGUCCAUCCCGAGAAAAUCAUUUUAUCCAACUGGGAAGCAGGAAUAAACAGAGAACAAAUUCAGGAGAAAAUUAACCAGUUUAUAAAACCCCUGUUUGGUGAGGAGAAUGCAGGCCUGAUUUUUGAUGAAUACUUUGAGGAUGUGAAUGACUCUGACACACUGAAAGACCGAUAUUUGGACCUGUUUGGCGAUGUGUUCAUAACUAUUCCGACUCUGAGAGCUGCUCAGUUUUACAAAGAUGCCGGGAACCCUGUGUUUUUGUAUGAAUUCCAGCACCGAGCGAGUUACUAUGAACAAAGAAUACCCCAGUUUAAGAGAGCUCCUCAUGCUGCUGAGCUAUCCUUUGUUUUCGGAGGGCCCUUCAUCCCUGCUUUUAAUGUGUUACUCGGUGACAUGACUGAAGGAGAAAAGAAUCUGAGCAAACUGAUGAUGUCAUACUGGGCCAGCUUUGCGUGGAAUAGGAAUCCUAACAGAAAUGACUUACCAGUUUGGCCAAUGAACAAUGACUCUGGAAAAUACAUGCAAUUCAACCUGGCCCUGCAAAUAGGCAACAAUUUAAAGAAUGACAAGCUCAAAUUUUGGUCUAACAAACCUCCAAAGAUAAUUGCAAAAAUAUUAGUCUAGUUUAAAGCUCAUUCCAAUUCAGUCCUCCAUUUGAAAUGUCAUGAAAUGUUUAAACCGACACAUACAAAGGCAUAACACACACAUGACCUUACAAAAGUGCAAAUACAAACACACACACUCACAAAUACAACUAUACACACACAUAAACACAUGCCCUUACAUACAGCCACAUAUGUUUCUAUAGAUUCUCACAUAUUCAGCUGUUGGACAUACCCUUCUCAUAUUAUUUUAAAUACAGGGCUUGUUCUGGUAGACAGACAAGAUACAAAAAGGAAAGUGACACCAAACAGAAGUUUGAAUUGACCUUAUGUUCAUUGCUAGGAUGUGGAGGGGCCAGUAUUGGACUGGGAUGGACAAGGUUAGAGAUCACACAACAUCAAAUUACAGUCCAACAGGUUUAUUUGAAAACACAAGCUUUCAGAACCUCACUUCUUCUUCGGGUGUUAGUGAGAGAGGUAGUUUCACGCACAGGCACAGCUUGUAUUUUUAAAUAAACCUGUUGGACUAUAACCGGUUGUCGUAUGACUUCUGACCUUAUUCAUUGCCAGAUCAUUAGAAAUGAACGGUAAAGCCAAGAUUUUGUUGUAUUAGAGAACAAGCUGAAAACAACAAUCACAACACAGUUGGUGAAUCCAUCAACCAGCAAAAUAAAACAAAUAAAAUUUAGAAUAUUAGCAUGAGAA